Molecule: messenger RNA, 1375 nt
Organism: Sorex fumeus (smoky shrew)
Lineage: Eukaryota; Metazoa; Chordata; Mammalia; Eulipotyphla; Soricidae
Gene: ERMN
Product: ermin
Exons: 3
Coding region: 187-1035 (282 amino acids)
Biological process (GO): regulation of cell projection organization; regulation of cell shape; morphogenesis of a branching structure
Cellular component (GO): filopodium; internode region of axon; myelin sheath
Molecular function (GO): actin filament binding
Source: RefSeq, a predicted model, not a curated record
GCUUUUGUUCUAGGAUCUAUCUGGACACAUUUAGGAAAAUAAGCUUGUUAUUAUGUAUUAAAGUAAAUAUUUUUUCACUCCAAGCGUGGGAGCUGGAACUCUAGGACUUGAAGGCAAGAGAACAUAUCUCAGCAAGGAUCUAUUCAAUUUCUCCAAAGCUUUCUUCAUAUCCAUCAACUGAACACCAUGACGGAUAUUACAGAGACUUUCAGUCCAUUUGAAUGUAAUGGGGAUACACCACCUGAAAGCAGUCAACAAACACUCACUAAAAUCAACGAAGAAGUCAGUGAUGUGGAUGGCAGCCCACCAUACUACAAGGAAGAACCUAAUCCAGAAGAUUUAUCCCCAGAAGUAAAUCAGGAAGAAAUUGAAAAGUUACAAGAUAAUAUGCAUCUCAAAUUGUCCAUGGAGGAGAAGAUUCUAGAAGAAAAACCAGAAGAGAACCUCUUUAUUGUUCAUAAGGCCAUUACAGAUCUUAAUCUUCAAGAAAUGAAUGUUGAUGAAAAGCCAUUUAGAGAAGGGAAUCAGUGGGAGAAGAUUCCUCUGACUGGGAGUAUCCAGGAAAUAGAUAGACAAAAAGAAAGGAUUAUUGAACAAACUUUAGAAGAGAGAGAAGAUGAGGACAAGACCAAAGUUUCCCAGGAAGCUGAAAUUGAAUGGCUGGGGUUUCAGAAAUCUCAUCAGAUCAACAUACUGAGUUCUAAAUAUGAUGAGGAACAAGAGGUUUGGGAUGAAGAAAUUAAUAAUGAAAAUGAUGAUAAUAAUGAUGAAGAUGAAGAUGAAGUCCGAGAGAUAGAAUUUAAGAAAAAAAGUGAAGCCAGUUCUCAAUUAAAAGAAAUUGAUGCAAGUGAGGAUUCCCCACUCAGUAGCCCCAGUUCUCAACCUGUGACACCUGAUGAGCAGCCUACUUUGGUGAAGAAAAGUGAUAUCUCCAGAAAUUCCUACUCAAGAUACAAUACAAUAUCCUACCGGAAAAUCAGAAAGGGGAAUACAAAGCAAAGAAUUGAUGAAUUCGAGUCUAUGAUGAAUUUAUAAACUAAUUGGAACUGAGAGGUUCUCAUGCCCACUAAAGCAAGCUAAUUCUAUUUUCCUGAGAUUCAUCGUCAUAUGCCUUGUUUGAGUCAUCCCAUUUAUGAGAGUGGAUGCUCACUGUUUAACUAUAGAAUAAUGUGGAAAUAACCCUAGAUGAAAUUCAAUAUGGUAACUUCAAAUCAAAAAAAUCUUUAGAUUCAUUUCUAUGCAUUCACUAAUAUGUGUGAUAAGCACUAAACAACCAGCAUCACUGGGAAAUCUGGCAUUAUUUGUCUUUACAGUAGUAAUGCUGGGAAGUGUAGCUGUCAAAUGAAAAAAAGGAAUAUUUGAAAUUAUUUCUGUA